AAAAACAGCCCAUUUGAAGGCCAAAUGGUGCAAUUUGUUCCCAUAGUUCUACCCCAAAACCCUUAAACCCCAACACCAUUUCUGCUUCACUUUCCCUAAAACUCAAACAUAAACCCAAAUGAAGCUUUUAUUCUCUAUCUUAAGAAACGCAAACUCAAUAUCUUCUCACAGAAAUGUGUUUAACCGUUUCUAUAUUUCAACUUCAAGUAAUUAUCAUCUUUAUAGAUCCACCAAUAAAGACUCACUGUACAGAAGAAUUUCACCCAUAGGUGACCCAAAUGAGUCUAUAGUACCAGUUCUUGAUCAAUGGGUUGAAGAAGGGAAACAUGUGGAUAAAGAAGAUCUUCAAAGAAUUAUUAAAGAAUUAAAAGAUUACAGAAGAUACAAACAUGCCCUUGAGAUAUCUUAUUGGAUGACUGACAAAAGAUUUUUCACCCCCCAACCUUCUGAUAUUGGAGUGCGAGUUCAUUUGAUUUAUAAACUUAAAGGUCUAGAAGAAGUUGAAAAGUAUCUCGAUAGCGUCCCACAGCAAUUUAAAGGCUUUCACAUUUAUUCAACUCUUCUCAACUGCUAUACCAUUGAGAAGUCUGUCGAGAAAGCUGAGGCCAUAAUGCAAAAAAUAAGGGAUAUGGGGUUUGCUCGUACACCAUUGUGCUACAAUUUCAUGAUGAAAAUGUAUCAUCAAACAGGAAAUCGGGAGAAAAUGGAUGACAUGAUGAAUGAAAUGGAAGGGAAGGGUAUAAUAUUCGACCAGUUCACUCUCAUGAUCCGGUCAAGUGCAUAUGCUGCUGCUGGAGAUUCUGAUGGAAUAGAUAAAAUAGUAAAAAUAAUGGAAUCUGAUAAACGGAUCGCGUUGGAUUGGAAUACUUAUACUAUCAUCGCAGAGAAGUAUCUUAAUGUUGGGCAAGUGGAAAAAGCUUUAGCAAUGCUGAAUAAAGUGGAGGGCACGCUUGCCACUAUCAAGAGAAAUAAUACUACAUAUGAUUUAUUAUUAAGACUCUAUGCACUAGCUGGAAAGAAGGAAGAGGUACAUCGAGUUUGGGAUCUGUACAAGAAGAAUCAACAAAUUUAUAACAAGGGUUACAUUUGCAUGAUGAAUUCAUUAAUGAAAUUUGAUGACACAGAAGGAGUUCAACGAAUAUUUGAAGAAUGGGAGUCGCGGGGGUUAUCCUAUGACUUCCGAAUUCCAAACUUUUUGAUUGGCGCUUAUUGUAGAAAAGGUCUUCUACACAAGGCUGAGGCCCUCAUCGACCGAGGAUUAUCAAAAGGAGGUGUUCCUUCUGUCAUCACAUGGUGUCAUUUGGCAAGUGGGUAUAUCCAUGAAGAUCAAGUCGAAAAAGCCAUAGAAGCAUUGAACAAGGCAAUCUCGAUAUGUCCGCCUAAAUUUAUCCCUAGCAAGGACACUUUAUAUACCUGUGUAGAAUAUUGGGAAAAUCAGGGAAAUGUGGAGAAGUCUGAGGAGUUUGUGAGGUCUUUAGAGGUGGAGGGUAUAUUUUCAGCAGUUUUUUGUGAUAAGUUGCGGUGCUUCAUCAACCAAGGGAAACUCCAAACAGGACCAGCAUCUAGGGUUGGAACAACUGAAGGUGAGUUAUGAUUACGUGGGGCCUGUAUACUGCGAACUGAAGCUUAUUAGGAGGCUCAAGAGCAUGUAGUUUAGUGAGUAUAUAGAUUCGGUUUUCACCUUACAAACAGGAGGAUUACAGAGUGUUUUAUCGGAUCCCUCUGUUUCAAUUUAUUUGUGAUAGUUUCUUAUUUAGUCUGUUUCAUAAAGAAUGCCUCUUUCCUAAUUUGACAACUUUUUAA
Molecule: messenger RNA, 1803 nt
Organism: Lycium barbarum (goji berry)
Lineage: Eukaryota; Viridiplantae; Streptophyta; Magnoliopsida; Solanales; Solanaceae
Product: pentatricopeptide repeat-containing protein At2g20710, mitochondrial-like
Exons: 2
Coding region: 119-1594 (491 amino acids)
Cellular component (GO): mitochondrion
Molecular function (GO): protein binding
Source: RefSeq, a predicted model, not a curated record